AAACAAGAAGACCAAAAAUAAAAGAAGAAUACAUAUAUAUAUAUAUUUUUAAAAGAAUAUAUAUAUAUAAAUAUAUCGAGCAAUGGACACGAUCACUCAUAGGUCCAGGCCGAUCUUGCUUCUUCUCGGCUUAUUAUGUUUUUUAUGCAUUACACCCGUAUCAGCUCUCUAUAAGUCACAGGCCGGUGUAUUCGACUGGCAUCAGAGUUGGAUUGGAAAGACGCGUUGGUCAUCCAAACUCGACUCAUCUCACAUCACUGUUGUUACUGAACGCAAUGUAGUGGCAUCAUUGAACAUCGAUAAUGGCGAGUUGGAAUGGCGCCAAGUAUUGGAAGAGACUAUUACCCACGCCAAGAUUACCAAUGGUGGUAUCCUUACAUUGACUGAUGAGGCUGGACAUGCCCAAUACUGGGAUCGUACUACUGGAACAUUAGUGUGGGAGCGUUAUGCUGGUCAAGGUGGUCAACCCGGUCAAUUCAAUAUCAUUGUUUUGGAGGAUGAUCAUGUAGCUUUGUUUGAUGGAAAGACACUUGUCAAGCUAUCUGAUAAUGCAAAAGACUUGUGGACUUGGGAAUUAGAAAAUGGUACCGGAAACGUCCUUGCUCUUCACUCUUUAGCCGAAACACUUUUUGUUAUUACAUACGACGGAACAUCCACUAUUUACUCCACAGCUUUAAAUGCGGCUACAGGAGAGGUCUUGACAACUACACAGAUCCCUUGCCGUGUCAAGGCUGAUGAGAUCUCUGUCAUUGGAAACUACAUUAUGUGGAUUGAUCAUGAUGAUAUUAAAUGGAAUGAAAUCGGUACUUCUACAGUGGCUAUUACAACCGCAAAGGAACUUGUUGGUUCUAUUGACUCUUUUGAAGUUGCCUCUCUCGAGUCUCUUCAUUUGAUUCCUUCCGCUUGCAAGCCUGGAUUAGAGACCUUUGUGUUCGGUGCAGAAAUUGAAUUAGAUGAACUUAUUGGUGCCACUGCUGCUGCAUUCCGUAUUUCUGCUGACGGUAGCUCUUUGGAAUUGGUCAAGAACCUAGGUGUUCGCAAAUCAUUCGAUGAUGUUGAUGUUUCAGAUUCAUAUGUUGCCGUAUUCUCCACAACUUCAAAAGAUACAUUUGCUGUUGAUGUCUUGAACAACGAUCCUUCUAUCGGAACCCACCAGAUUCACAUCUACCACGAUUUUACUUUGACUGGUGAUAUUGCUCACGCCAAGAUUCUCGAUCUUUCCGAUUUCCGCAUCUUUAUUGUGACCGCAAGUGGCUCUACUUUUGUUUAUAGCAAAGAUGGUAUUGUCUGGUCGCGUGAAGAAGCAAUGGCCCAUGCGAUUGAUUCAGAAUUCCUUGAUUUACCUGAGAAGCAGCGCUGGACACAAAUGGCCGAUGAGAUUUCAGAGACUCCUGAGGAACAGGCAGUUGUUGGACCGGUCACUCGCUAUAUCCGCCGUUUGACUACCCAUGUUGCCGAGCUUCGCAAGGUUCCCUCCUGGGCCAUUGAGCGAGUCAUGGGUGUCGUUAGCCCACCAGCUCAACAAAAAGCCAAUCCUGCUGCAGUUCUGGCUGCCCAAUCUUGCUGGACAAACCAAUCAUACCACCAGCAACAGAAAACUAAUGAGGAUGACGAUCUUUAUCGCGACAACUUUGGCUUCCGCAAACUGUUGUUGUCUGUCACAAAUACCGGAAAGGUCAUUGCUCAGGAUUCGGCUAAUAAAGGUGCAAUUAUCUGGAGCAGAUACUUUGCUGAUGUCGAAUUUGAUCAUGUAUUUGUGGUUCGCAACUCUGCUGUAAAGUUCCCACCCUUGAUUGUGGCAAUCGGUCACCAGAAUGAUGGUGGUUAUAUCUACAACCACUUUUACCGUCUCAAUGCGAUUACUGGAGAGGAUUAUGUAUCCCAGAUUCCAGAGGCAGAAGAAUUCUUUGAAUCGGUGUUGAUCACCGAAGCUGGUGUGGACAAGGUUAUGCGCUUGCCGGUUGAAGAUCCUGAAGAGCAUACACAGGUGCUGGCGAUCUACGAGGCUGGUACUAGCCGCAUCUACAUCUACCCCGAUACCACUGGCUCGCGUGAGGCUUUCACAAAGUUUAUUCCCAAUUUUUACUUCACUCAUCAAAAGUCAAAGCAAGGCGGAGAGUUCCGUGGUUACCAGAUUGUUGAAGGAUAUCGUGGAAGCCUUACCGCAUCCGCCGUCUGGACACUUGGAUUCCCUGCUGAAGAAAAGGUUGUUGCUCUUGCAAGCCGUCAACCGGACGAAAAGGUUGCUUCCUUGGGUCGUUCGUUGGGCAACCGCAAUGUGCUUUAUAAAUAUCUCAAUCCUCACAUGUUCACCGUCAUCACCGCAAUUCCUGAAACCGAAACACUUUUGGUUCGUGUUGUUGAUGCAGUCAAAGGAUCGAUUCUUUAUGAGGCCGUUCAUCAAAAUGCCGACACUAUUCACAACGAAGUUCAUGUAGUCCAGAGUGAAAACUGGGUUGUUUACCACUACUGGAGCAACGGUCCUCUGACAAACGGUUACGUUGCCGUAGUUAUGGAGCUUUACGAGGGAGAAAAGGAAAACGAACGUGUAGUGAGUACCGAGUUUUCUUCCUUUGAAGAUAUCAAGCCCUACGUUCAGUCUUCUGCAUUUACAUUCCCUUAUCCUGUUCGUACGAUGGGUGUUACUACCACAAGACUUGGUGUAUCUAACCGUGAAAUCAUCUUCGGUCUGGAAUCUGAUCAGAUCUUGGGUGUUACCAAGCGACUUUUGGACCCUCGUCGUCCUAUGGAUAAACCUAGCAAGGAUGAUACUGAGGAAGGCUUGAUGCCCUACGCUCCAAUUCCUGAUGAGCGCCGUUCAUUCUUAUCAUAUAACGAACAGGUUGCUGGUAUAAAUCAUAUCAUUACUUCUCCUGCUCUUCUUGAGUCGACUUCACUUGUAUUCGCGUAUGGUCUCGAUACAUUCUACACUCGUUCAUCACCUAGCAAGCAAUUUGAUGUCUUGAGUGAGGAUUUCUCCAAGUCUCAGCUUCUGUUAACCAUCGUAGGUCUUAUUGUAGGAAUCAUGGUAGCAGGCCCAAUGGUCCGUAGAAAACGUACAAAUGGCUUGUGGAAAUAAAUAAACUCUCCACCCAAGAAUAAAAUAAAAUAAAAUAUAACAAAUAUAUAUACAUAUUUAUAUAUGUAUACAUAUAUAAUUCAAAACUAGGUGUAAUAUUAUUCUUCGAUUUUAAUAAAACUUUAGAGUGUAAAG
Messenger RNA from Phycomyces blakesleeanus NRRL 1555(-), 3214 nucleotides. RefSeq lists its product as hypothetical. The coding region runs from base 83 to 3079 and encodes 998 amino acids. The record is from RefSeq and is a predicted model, not a curated record. Lineage: Eukaryota; Fungi; Mucoromycota; Mucoromycetes; Mucorales; Phycomycetaceae. Gene Ontology annotation, cellular component: EMC complex. The transcript is spliced from 10 exons. Gene Ontology annotation, molecular function: protein binding. Gene Ontology annotation, biological process: protein folding in endoplasmic reticulum.